UCUCGUUCAAACACUCUCUUCUCAGCUACUAGCUAGGAAACGAUCGAUCACUCUGGUAUUUUCUCUCCCUCAAUCAUCUCUUUGUACUUCAAUUCAUAAGCUCCUUAUAUGAUUCUAUACAAAUAUACACAAAACCCUAGAAUAAUACCCCAUACAUAUCGUUGACACAUACAAAAUCUCUCUAAAACCCUACCUAGAUACAUCAAAAUUCAAAACCCUAGAGGCACAUUUUCUUGUACACCGACAAAUGGAGUGGAACCCAGAAACCCUGCAAUUUCUUUCUCAAUGUUUCCUCAACGCACUCUCUCCUCAACCCGAACCCCGCCGCCGUGCCGAGGCGGCGCUGGCUGAAGCCUCCGAUAAACCUAACUACGGUCUUGCCGUCCUCCGUCUUGUAGCUGAGCCCUCCGUCGACGAGCAGAUCCGUCAGUCUGCCGCCGUUAACUUUAAAAACCACCUCAAGUCGCGCUGGGUUUCCAAUGACCCCAAUCUUGCAACCCCAAUUUCCGACCACGAAAAAUCGCAAAUCAGGUCCCUUAUCGUUUCUUUAAUGCUUCAAUCCAGUCCCCGAAUUCAAUCCCAAUUAUCUGAAGCCCUAGCAGUGAUUGGUAAACAUGAUUUUCCUAAAUCUUGGCCCACAUUGCUUCCUGAGCUUGUUUCUAGUCUCAGUACUGUAAGCGAGGCAAAUGACUAUGCUUCUGUUAAUGGGAUUCUUGCUACUGUAAACUCAUUAUUUAAGAAAUUUCGGUAUCAAUUUAAGAGCAAUGACUUGCUUCUUGAUUUGAAAUACUGUCUGGAUAAUUUUGCAAAGCCAUUGUUGGAUAUGUUUAAGCGAACUUCAGGGCUGAUUGAUUCAUGGGCUAGUUUGGGCCAGCCAGUUGAGAAGCUUAGGCAGUAUAUUGAGUCUCAGAGGUUGAGCUGUAGGAUAUUUUAUUCUCUGAAUUUUCAAGACUUGCCUGAGUUUUUUGAGGACCAUAUGAGUGAGUGGAUGAUUGAGUUCAAGAAAUAUUUAGCUGCGAGAUACCAGGCUCUUGAAGAUGGUGGUAGUGAUGGGCUUGCAUUGGUUGAUGAAUUGCGAGCUGCAGUGUGUGAAAAUAUAAAUCACUACAUGGAGAAGGAAGAGGAGUUGUUUCAGGGUUACUUGGGUGGUUUUGUGGAAGCUGUUUGGAGUCUCCUUGUGGUUGCUUCUGCAUCUUCUAGUCGUGAACGACUAACUGUGACAGCCCUCAAAUUCUUGACCACGGUGAGUACUAGUGUUCAUCACACUUUAUUUGCAAGGGAUGACAUUUUACAACAAAUUUGCCAGAGCAUUGUCAUUCCAAAUGUCAUGUUAAGGGAUGAGGAUGAGGAGUUGUUUGAGAUGAAUUAUGUUGAGUUUAUAAGAAGGGAUAUGGAAGGAAGUGAUCUUGAAACGAGGAGGAGGAUUGCUUGUGAACUUCUUAAGGGAAUUGGUACAAAUUAUAAAGAUAAGGUUACUGAAAAGGUUUCCACUCAGAUACAAAAUUGUUUGGCCUUGUUCUCCGAAAAUCCAGCUGUGAACUGGAAACACAAGGACUGUGCUAUCUAUUUGGUUGUUUCACUUGCAACGAAAAAGGCGGGUAGUAGUUCGGUCUCAACUGAUCUUGUAGAUGUUGAGAAUUUUUUUGGGUCAGUUAUUGUACCGGAAUUAAGAAGCCAGGAUGUGAAUGGGUUCCCAAUGUUGAAAGCUGGAGCAUUAAAGUUUUUCACUAUGUUUAGGAGUCAGAUUCCAAAACCCAUCGCAAUGGCUUUAUUUCCUGAUGUGGUUCGCUUCCUCAGUUCGGAAUCAAAUGUGGUUCAUUCUUAUGCUGCCAGUUGCACUGAGAAGCUCUUGUUGGUCAAGGAUGACGGGGCGAGAGCGAGAUAUACAUCAUCUGAUAUCAGUCCAUUUUUGCUGGCUUUGAUGACCAACCUUUUUGGUGCCUUGCAGAAGCCAGAAUCUGAGGAGAAUCAGUAUGUUAUGAAAUGUAUCAUGCGGGUUCUGGGAGUUGCAGAUAUUACUCCUGAGGUUGCUUCUCCUUGCAUCACAGGGCUAACCUCUGUUCUCAUCAAAGUCUGUGAAAACCCAAAAAAUCCCAUCUUCAAUCAUUACCUCUUUGAGGCCGUGGCUGUUCUUGUCAGGAGGGCAUGUGAGAAGAACCCUUCUCUUAUAUCAGCUUUUGAAGCAAGCCUUUUCCCUAGUCUCCAGUUGAUUUUGGCCAAGGAUGUAUCAGAGUUCUUCCCUUAUGCAUUCCAGCUGCUGGCUCAGCUAGUUGAGUUGAAUAGACCCCCUAUUCCGCAGCAUUAUAUGCAGAUAUUUGAGAUUCUAUUGUUGCCUGACUCCUGGAAGAAAUCUGCAAAUGUUCCGGCUCUUGUGCGAUUGCUUCAGUCCUUCCUUCAGAAGGCAGCUCAUGAGCUUAACCAAGAAGGGAGGUUGACCCAUGUGCUUGGAAUAUUCAACAAGCUUGUUUCUUCUCCUAGCACAGAUGAACAAGGAUUUUAUGUUCUCAACACAGUUAUUGAGUACCUUGAAUAUGAUGUGAUUGCACCCUACAUGGGCCACAUUUGGGCUUCCCUGUUUACACGGCUCCAAAAUAACAGAACAGGGAAGUUUAUUAAAUCUCUUGUAAUAUUCAUGUCUUUAGUUCUGAUCAAGCAUGGCUCUCAGAACCUUGUGGAUUCAACGAACACUAUUCAGCCUAAUAUUUUUCUUGUCAUCUUGGAGCAGUUUUGGAUACCUAACCUUAAGCUGAUCACAGGUUCCACUGAACUUAAGUUAACUUCAGUUGCUUCGACUAGACUCAUCUGUGAAUCUCCAGCCCUAUUGAAUCCUGCAGCUAGUAGACUCUGGGGGAAAAUGCUGGACAGCAUUGUUACUCUUCUGUCACAGUCAGAGCAGGAUAGAGUUCAGGAAGAACCCGAAGUACCAGAUUAUGGGGAGGCUGUUGGCUAUAAUGCCACCUUUGUACAUUUGUACAAUGCUGGGAAGAAAGAGGAGGAUCCUCUGAAAGAAAUUGAUGAUCCAACACAAUUUUUGGUUUCUUCAUUGGCAAAUCUCUCUGCUCGUUCCCCUGGGAGGUACCCACAAGUCAUUGCUGAAAAUCUUGAUCCCACAAAUCAAGCAGCACUACUCCAGCUUUGCAGCUCUUAUGGUCUCUCUAUAGUUUGACUAACAAGCUACCCCAAGGUUGUCGAAUGAGAAUGUCAAAGUUGAUAUGGAUUUGUGGCCACAGCUUUGCCGAGUCUGGUCUUGUUCAGCAUGCAUCUGUGAGCAAAUGGUGCUCCAGCAUUGCAGUCGACUGGUUCAGUUGGGUAAUCAUCCAUUUGUGUCGUUUUCAGGAUCUCAUGCAGUCGAGUUGCUUCCAUUGUGGUCAUGGGUGUCCCUUUUAUUGCCUACAUAGUUGGAUGGAAGUCCCACAUUAGAAUAAAUGGGUCCCUAGGGUCACUGUUCAUCUGGAGUCUUCAUCAACGUGCUUUCAUGGCAGAUGUUGCAUGUACACUCUGGCUAAUCGCGUUGUAGCUCAAGCCUUUUCAUUUCUUCUUCUUCUUCUUCAUUGUGUAUACUCCUUCCUUCAUUUUGUGUUGUUGAGGCAGUGAUGUCGGAAAGAAAUACUGUAAUAUUUUUUGAGGAAAUUGGAUUGAGUUGUUGCGAGUUAAUUAUAAAAAUUGAG
This is a messenger RNA of Ilex paraguariensis (yerba mate), 3668 nucleotides long. NCBI's taxonomy places the organism in Eukaryota, Viridiplantae, Streptophyta, Magnoliopsida, Aquifoliales, Aquifoliaceae. The record is from the annotation of a GenBank genome assembly.